AUGUUAUUAGCUUCAGUACUCAAGAAGUCGAAAAUAUCUGGAGGAAACAGAGGAAAGGAAACAUGUUCUUUUCGCACGGUAGAAGCCACAGUCGAGGUGUACUUCUACCGGUAAGGGAUAACUUAGACUUUCAACUACGAUCUAUCAAGGUUGAUUCUCAAGGUCGCUAUGUUUUCCUAGAGGUUUCCAUUCAGGAAUCACCAUAUUUUCUUUUAAAUAUUUACGCUCCAAACAAAUGUAGUGAACAAUGUACUUUUUUUAAAGAAAUAUCAGAAAUUUUGAAAGCUGCUAGAACAGAACAGGAUUACCCAAUUAUCGUCGGAGGCGAUUUUAACGUCAUACUUGACCCUGACUUAGAUGGACGGGCGGUAACAACAGAAAGAAAGACUCCGCAAAAUUAGUUGAAGAUAUGCACCUCGAUUUCGAUUUGGUUGAUAUCUGGCGUAUUAGGAACCCCACUACAUCACGAUUUACUUGGCGCCAAAAAAUUCCGGUUGUGCAGAGGCGUCUAGAUUUUUGGCUUAUAAGCGACAGUUUGCAAGAUGAGAUAAUUUCAGCGAAGAUUAAAACAUCAAUAAAAACUGACCAUUCGGCAAUAACCCUUUCAAUUUGCGGCUUUGAUGAAACUAAGAGAGGACCGAAUUUCUGGAAAUUCAAUUCGAACUUAGUAAAUGACUCGGACUACUGUGAACUUUUAACCACUGAAUAUGUGAAUUGGUUAGAGGAAUUUAAAGAGGUUCAGGAUAAGCGUGUUUUAUGGGAUUUAAUUNAAAUUCAAUUCGAACUUAGUAAAUGACUCGGACUACUGUGAACUUUUAACCACUGAAUAUGUGAAUUGGUUAGAGGAAUUUAAAGAGGUUCAGGAUAAGCGUGUUUUAUGGGAUUUAAUUGAAUACAAAAUAAGACAGCGAACAAUUACAUACAGUAAAGGUAAAGCCCGUGAAAGAAGAGCAAAACUACAAAAGGUGGAAGAUAAGUUGAAGGAAUGUAAAGAAAAAUGUGAUAUUGAUCCAAAUAGUGGAAAUCUCGAAGAACUGGAGUGUCUUCAAACAGAAUAUGAUCAAUAG
Molecule: messenger RNA, 1067 nt
Organism: Porites evermanni
Lineage: Eukaryota; Metazoa; Cnidaria; Anthozoa; Scleractinia; Poritidae
Source: the annotation of a GenBank genome assembly